AUGGGUGUUCCUAAGAAAGCAAAAUUAUCAAAGAAAGCAAAAAAAGGUUCUGACGAUGACUCAUAUCAGGAAGAAACAAAUGAUUUUUUAUCUGGAGACGAUAACAAAAAAAAGGUUAAGAAAUUAAAAAAAGAUAAUAAUGACGCGGAAAAAGACGUAAAACCUGAACAAAAAAAACUCUCAGGACAUCUAAAUAGACCUGGCCCUUCUGCGCUUGGAUCGAAAGAAUUACCCGAAGGAGAAGAAAAUUGUCUUCAAUUAUCAUCUAUCACUAGGGAAAAAGCACAAGAUCUUGUGAAACAACAUGGAGGAAGAGUCACAACUUCAAUAAGUAAAAAAACUAGCUUUGUUGUCGUUGGAGAAGAUGCUGGACCAGCGAAAUUAGAAAAGAUUAAGACACUCAAGAUCCCAACAUUAGAUGAAGAUGGACUUUUCAAUCUAAUCAGGGAAUCGCCUGGAAAUCCUGAACCAAGCUAUGCCGAAAGUUCUACUAAAGUCAGCAGUAGUAGAAAGGGUAAAGCAGCUGUAAAGUUUGUUCAAGAACCUAUUGGACAAUCAUCAUCAUCUGAAACAACUGAUUCGAAGCACCUAAUAUGGGCUGAUAGGUAUCGGCCUACCUCUCUCGAGGAAUUAUGCGGAAAUAAUACUUCUAUAAAAACUUUGAAAACAUGGUUGCAUGACUGGGAAACGAAUUUCAAAUUAGGUUUUAAAUGUAAAACCAAUGGUAAAUAUCCUGCUGUGUUGAUAUCCGGUCCGCCAGGAAUUGGAAAGACAACUGCUGCUCAUCUUGUUGGUAAACAUGAAGGCUAUGACAUUAAAGAAUUCAACGCUAGUGACGUUCGCAAUAAAAAGACCUUGAAUUUGACUAUCAGGAUUGCCACCGGCAACAUGUCUAUUGCUAGUUUUUAUAAUUCAAAUGAUACAAAUGAUGCUACUGUGACUGCUAGCUCAUCGUCAAAAAAUAAGAAAGGAAAAGCGAAAGAGGAGCCUAAACCACCACAUACCAACCGAACUUUAAUAAUCAUGGAUGAAGUUGAUGGAAUGUCAUCUGGAGAUAGGGGUGGUGCUCAGGAACCACGCGUUGAACAAAUACGAGCAAGAAUUCUAUCGAUUGCAUCCAAUGAAAAUUUGAAAAUUAAUGGUAAUGUAGUUGAUGAAAUCAUCAAAGGAACAACCACGGAUAUACGUCAAGUCAUGAAUUUAUUAUCAUGUUGGAAACUUUCAGAAGAUAGCAUUGAUUAUAAUCAAGGAAAACAACUAAUAAAGAACUCGGAAAAGGAUAUAGUCUUAAAUAUUUGGGAUGUGGCAGUAAAAUUAUUGGAUCCAGUCACCUGGUCAUCUAGAAACGAAGUCUCAUUAAAUGAGAAGUUGAAUCUUUAUUUUCAUGAUCCAGAUUUGACACCCUUGAUGAUACAGGUUUUUUCGGUUUUUUUUUCCAGAGAUGUUGCUAGUAAGGAAUUCAUUGAUAAAAAUAAGGAUAAGAAUGUCGAUCCAGAACUUCUUGAAGAAUUUGCAGUGAUAAAUAGUUUAAGCAAGGCUGCUAGCUUCAUAUCUGAAGGAGAUUUAAUUGGCGGAAUGAUACAUGGAUCCCAACAACGAUGGUCCUUGAUGCCUUUUCACGGUAUGGCAUCAACUGUAAUACCUAGUUAUUAUUCUUGUGGUAGAGGUGGUGGUCUUUAUCAAUUCCCUAGUUGGUUAGGACAAAAUAGCAAAGCACUGAAACAUAAAAAAAUAUUGAAAAGUAUUCAAAGCAAAUUAAGAUUAAAAUGUAAUGCCAAUAAAGACGAAAUUAUUCUAGAUUAUAUUCCUGCCUUGCUUACAAAAAUAUAUUACCCUUUAAUUGGUGAUAAUGAGGAUAUUCAAAAAGUGAUUGAUUGCUUAGAUGAAUAUAAUUUAACAAAAGAGGAUUGGGAAUCCAUUAUCAGAUUGGACAACAAAUUACCAAAGGAGUUGGCAGCAACCCAGCAGAUCGAACUCAGUAUUAAAUGUGUUAAACCUUUGAGUGCGUCAGAUUUUCUCUUGCUUUAUAUCCAACAUGAAAAUAAAGACUUUUAUUUAUCAGAUCGUGAAAAAAUAAGUGUUAAUAGUGGUAGCAAUAAUGACAAUGACAAUGAUAAUGAAAAUAUUUAA
Entrophospora sp. SA101 is the source of this 2130-nucleotide messenger RNA. NCBI's taxonomy places the organism in Eukaryota, Fungi, Glomeromycota, Glomeromycetes, Entrophosporales, Entrophosporaceae. The record is from the annotation of a GenBank genome assembly.